AUGAAGAUCACGGCGUUACUCGUGCUGAAAUGUCACCCGAUUCCAGACGGUUCUGAUCCAGUGAUUCUAGCGAACGCGAUGGACGUGAGUCAUUUUGGGUAUUUCCAGAGGGUCACCGUCCGGCAGUUCAUCGUGUUUGUUGGUAGGACCGUCGCCAAACGAACCCCGCCUGACCAACGCCACUCCGUCCAACACGAAGAGUACAAGGUGCAUUCAUAUAACAGAAACGGUCUCUGUGUGGUGGGCUUCAUGGAUGAUCACUAUCCAGUUAGGAGCGCCUUCUCUGUGCUGAAUCAGGUUAUAGAUGAGUACCAAAAGAAGCAUGGAAAUUCAUGGCACAACAUACAAGCAGAUAUCACUGAUCAAUGGCCAUAUCUUAAUGAUGCUUUAACCAGGUUUCAGGAUCCUGCUCAGGCUGACAAGCUGUUGAAAAUUCAAAGGGAAUUGGAUGAAACCAAAAUUAUCCUUCAUAAAACCAUUGAUAGUGUCCUUGAAAGAGGUGAAAAGCUGGAUAGCUUAGUUGAGAAGAGUUCAGAUCUUAGUGCAGCUUCACAGAUGUUCUAUAAGCAAGCAAAGAAAUCCAAUCAAUGUUGUACUAUUUUGUGAAAGCUGCAUAAAGUUUUUACAGACUAUAUAUGAUUCACCAAAGAUAUGAAUUUUCGGGGAUUUAUACAUGCUUUAGAUAGACAAAAAGGCGCAUGCUUGUGCUCAUUCUUGUUUGUUAUUUUCAUGUAUCUAAUUUGGUUUUUAUUGUUAUUUAGAGUAUUGUCUUGUAACUAAGAGAGAACUAAAGAUGAUUUAUCACACAAGUAAUUAAACAUGAUG
Messenger RNA from Lactuca sativa (garden lettuce), 825 nucleotides. RefSeq names its product VAMP-like protein YKT61. The record is from RefSeq and is a predicted model, not a curated record. Gene Ontology annotation, molecular function: SNAP receptor activity. Gene Ontology annotation, cellular component: membrane; Golgi apparatus. Gene Ontology annotation, biological process: endoplasmic reticulum to Golgi vesicle-mediated transport. Lineage: Eukaryota; Viridiplantae; Streptophyta; Magnoliopsida; Asterales; Asteraceae.